AUGCGCACGUUCGUACUCACACUCUGGUAUUCACCAAGCCUGGAAGAAGUGGCGGUGAAUGAGCGUGGGCCGCAAUCACGUGAAACCGAGCCGUCCACGUGGCCGGGUACCCACAUCUACCGCUCUUUGGGUCUGCACCCCACAACCGCCACACCUAAUACACAAAACCGCGCUAGACAGAACAAUAGCAUCAUGACCAAUGUGCCAGGUUUGGAAGAUCUAUUUCCCGGGGCGAAGGAGACCCCAGCCCCAGCCACAGUGUACAAACAGAUUCGACAGCGCUUGACCCGUCUAACGGAAAUACGGCACCUCAUCCGAAUGGAUGGCGAAAACCCCAAACUCCUCGUAUAUGCCAUCGAGAACCUCGAGGAGCUUUGCCAGACGUGGACCCACUUGGCAUCGCUCGCUAACAUCGAAUUUCGCCUCAAGGACAUGGCAGCAGCGCAGCUGGACGAAGAGACACGCAAAGCGCGAGAGUGGGUCCUCGGCGUUAUCACACUUCAGGAACAGCUCUGUGAGAGGUCCCACUUUGUCCGCUUGCUCCGAUCCGCCCUCGAGAAAGACCCAGGCGAGCGAACAGACUUGGAAUCCCUCUACAUGACUCUCACAGAGGAGGAUCCGGACGACCCAACAGAGAGACUGGACAUCGCAUACACGCUGGUCCUCCACUUCAACUACGCGGAGACGUACAAGAGUAUCCUAGAAAAGGCGCAACAGCUCUCCGCGCGCAAAUCCAAGGCCUCAGAAGCCCACGCAAAGAAAGUCCGCAAGCGCAUCGUCGAAAAGGCGCAGUCUAUCAAAGUCGACAUGUUCGCCUGUGCUGUCCCGCUCUCGACCAUCAGGUCCGCGCAAAACGAGGAGCGCGACUGCCCCGUCUGCCGAAACGCAUACCUCGACUUCGCCACCUUCUCCGCUGGGGACCUCCUCGCAGACUACGCCGUCCGCAUCAAGUACUGCGGUCAUGUCGUCGGGAAGCACUGUCUGGAGACUUGGAUGGACACGCCGCUCAUCGAUGCUGCUAGAUAUCCGGACCGAACGUGCCCGCUCUGCAGAACGGAGAUUGAAGGACGAGAAACACCGGACUUACCAAGGGGUCUAAGAGAGCAUAUCGUGCAUAGCAGGCAAGCGGGGGAGCUGAUGCAGAAGACGGACCUGGAGACGGACGAAUGCUUGGACGUGCUGCUGAGGCUGAUGAGCGAGGAGGUGGCGGUUGGCGCGCUGCUGGAGGAGGCUGGCGAAGAGGAGCAUGGGCAGGUGGAUGUGGAAAUGGCGAGGGAGUUUUUGAAGGAGAGGGCAGAGGAGCUGAGGGAGGAGAAGAAGAUGUUGGGGUUUGCUCGAAGCGAGGGGCUUUGGAGGGGAAUGAGGGCCGAGUGGGUGGAUAGUGGAGUGAAGAGGUGA
Messenger RNA from Trematosphaeria pertusa, 1398 nucleotides. RefSeq lists its product as uncharacterized. Gene Ontology annotation, biological process: protein ubiquitination. Gene Ontology annotation, molecular function: ubiquitin protein ligase activity. Lineage: Eukaryota; Fungi; Ascomycota; Dothideomycetes; Pleosporales; Trematosphaeriaceae. The record is from RefSeq and is a predicted model, not a curated record. Bases 1 to 1398 code for a protein of 465 amino acids. The transcript is spliced from 2 exons.